Molecule: messenger RNA, 1740 nt
Organism: Aphidius gifuensis
Lineage: Eukaryota; Metazoa; Arthropoda; Insecta; Hymenoptera; Braconidae
Gene: jus
Exons: 6
Coding region: 349-1125 (258 amino acids)
Source: RefSeq, a predicted model, not a curated record
UCAACCCCUUGUGCAAGUCGCAAAACCUCAUCAGUCGCAUUCUGUUUGCGUUGAUAUUUAAAUUAUAGUUUUUACGAAAUUUGUUUUUUUAGUUUAUAUUUAAAAAAGAAAAAAGUUAUUAAAAUUAUAUAUAUAUUUCUUUGAUUGUUUUUUUUAUAAUUAUAUUUUUAAAGGGUGGAAUUAUUUGUUGUUUUUUUUAUUUUGAUUAUUGGAAAGUGAAGAAUAUUGUGAUAAUAUUGUGUUGGAAAAUAAACAAAAAAAAAAAAUAUAUAAAUAAUGAAAUUUAAUAAAAUAUGAGUUGGUUUGUGAAUAAGGGCCUGAGCUUGCGGGGCCAGGCUUGAUUAUAUUAUGUUUGACUUGGUUAAAUUAUCACGAGGUGCCCGGCUAUUUAGCCUCAUUGUUUUACAAUGGUUACUCCUCGGUUUGCCGGUCCGAGGGGUCCCGGACCCCCCAGAGUUAACAACCCUUGAAGAUAUGACUGGAAGAGGAUCAAAAAAAUUUAGUGAUCAAUGCAGUGAAGACAGGGAAUGUGGUUUUCGUGGCUCAUACUGUGAUCCAAGAACAAAAAAAUGUUUUUGUCGGGAAGAAUUUGAAGUGACAAAUUAUCUUGACAAGUGUGGUCAUCCUGCUAAUGUUAAUGAAACGUGUUUUUUCACUCAACAAUGUGAAUAUCGUGUUCCUCAAACUGAGUGUCGUGAUAGACGUUGUAUAUGCAGAUUUGAAAAAAUACCACUCACAAGAUCUGAUGGCUAUGUUGAAUGCGUUGCUGAGCAACAGGCUGAUGAAAAUCUUCGAUAUGUUAAUCCAGCAAUGAUAAGCAUUCUCGUUGCCAUGGCUUUGAUGUUUAUAAUAAUUUGCGUUGUUCUUCGUUUAUUUAGCAAAGCACGAUACGGUGAAAAUAGAUCAAUAUUCAAUACUCCAAAUGCUCGAUUGAUGAAUGUAUCAUUAUUACGUGAUAAUAAUAAAUUAUUACAUGCACAGGAAAGACGUGGUUCAAAAGUAAGUCAACGUGCACCAUCACGACAACCAUCAAUGGGUUCAUUGAGAGCACAUUCACCAAAUGGCUCGCAUCCAGGUGCGAAAAACACACAGCGAGUCAAUCAACGCCAAAUGACAGACGUCUGAUUGCCAGGUUCUUCUCGUAUAGGUUCACGAAGAGGAAGUAGAGGAAGUGGUAAUGGCAAUCCAACAUCAUCAUCAGCACCAUCAACAACAAUAAAAACAUUGAAACCAUCGUCAAAUCAAAAUGAUCCAGUUAUUGAAGAUGUUACCAUUGAAAUAUCUGAUCGUGAUAUUCAAUCAUUUUAAUUAAUUAAUAAACUAGCUUUAAUAAAACUUGCUUAUAUUUCUUUUUUUUUUCAAAUUAUUAUAAUCAAACAUUUAAAAUAUAAGGAUUAUCGGUAGAGCCUUUUAUUAUUUAAUUAAUUAAAAAACGUCAACUACACCGAAUUUGAGAUUUGAUCCGUAAAAGCUAAACACUUGGCAUAAAAUUUUAACUAAAUAUUGUGAUUUAAAAAAUAAAUUAUUACUAGUAGUAUAAUUAAAAAUAUAUAAGCUUAUAAAAAAAAAAAAAUAACAUUUAAAAUAUCGAAAUAAUUAAGCACCAAUAUUAUAUGAGCAUCAACGAUUUUGCCAAUUAUUCUAUACACUGAUGCUUGUUGUAAAAAAUUUUUUAUCUUUCUUUCACGUAAAAAUAAAAAUUAAAAAAAAACACCAUACGCAUAAUAACUACUGUGUAUG